Molecule: messenger RNA, 1088 nt
Organism: Cimex lectularius (bed bug)
Lineage: Eukaryota; Metazoa; Arthropoda; Insecta; Hemiptera; Cimicidae
Gene: Dysb
Product: dysbindin protein homolog
Exons: 2
Coding region: 274-864 (196 amino acids)
Biological process (GO): negative regulation of protein kinase activity
Cellular component (GO): cytoplasm
Source: RefSeq, a predicted model, not a curated record
AAACCUUUUGGUGAGAGUGGUCAUGGCAGCUCGUCCCUGUAAAGUGUAAAGUUUCUGCAAAGUGAAAAAUCCAUCCGGAUUUAUUUGAUGACAAUGUUUAUAUUUAUACUGAACCGUUUCCUUUUUUAAGAUCCUUUCUAAUUCACUUAUUAAAAAGGUCUUGACACGAUAAAGUAAUUAUAAAUUCGAAUAACUCGUUAACUCAACCGAUUUAUUUAUUAACUUAUUUAUUUCGGAUAUUUUUUUCUUAAUUAUUUAAACGUACAUGAAAAGAUGCUGUCAAGCUUCUACGAGAAAUUUCAGAAUGUUCAAGAUCACAUUUCAUCCAGUUUUAGAGAGUUAACAGUUGGGGAACAACCACCUCCCGAUUCGCCUGAUUUUGGUAAUGAGUACCAAGCUGGGCGUAGACUCCUCGCCAAGUACCAGGACGAUUGGAAAUGGAUCAGGAGCCUUUCUGAAGUUAAUUCCACAAAUGCUAGAGAGCUUAACCAUCAGAUCCAGCGGAUCUACAAGAAAACAGAGGCUACGAAAACGGUAUUCAACCGCCUUGAGAAGGAACUGAGUCGACUCGAUGAGAUGAUCAUCUCGACAGAAUCAGUCGUCAACAACAUCGGACAGCUACGCCUCCAGGCAGAAUCGAUCGAGAAGUCUCUCUUCGCCCUAGAUGACAAGAUUGAGGCGGAAAUGACAGCCAAACGCACCGAAAGAGAAAAGCUUAAACUGUCGUUGUUCAGGCAGCAAAUGCUCUACAACCUUGACCACGUCAGAUCGCAGCUGUCGUCCGAACAUGAUUUAAAAGUCAGGGCCAAAGAGGCCAACGACUUAUUGUUGAAAGAAAAAAUGGACAAAAAGGUUGAAAUUUGAAACUAUUCAACAAUAUAAUGGAAAGUAAUGUCAGUUAUCGUAUCAUAUUCCUCAAAAAUACGACAAAUUAAAGAAUUAUUUUUUAAAGAGAUAUAAAAACCAAAUAGUUGGUAUAGGGGAGAGAAUAUAUUUUUAAAGUUAAUCAUUUAAAAAAUGUUUAUAUUUCCAAUGUCAUAUUUUUAUAAAAUGUAUGGGAAACAAGUAUAUCUAAUUUAUAUAUAGUA